Postia placenta MAD-698-R-SB12 is the source of this 3483-nucleotide messenger RNA. RefSeq lists its product as hypothetical. The transcript has 18 exons. Lineage: Eukaryota; Fungi; Basidiomycota; Agaricomycetes; Polyporales; Adustoporiaceae. The coding region runs from base 1 to 3483 and encodes 1160 amino acids. The record is from RefSeq and is a predicted model, not a curated record.
AUGGCACCAGCAGAACCACCCCUUGGUGCACUUGUUGAAGUCCCAGCUGGUCGAGGUUUGGUUCGCUUCUGCGGUGGCACCUCGUUCUCUGCUGGGAGAUGGGUUGGUAUUGAGCUUUCGGAAGCCAACGGGAAGAACGACGGAACAGUGCAAGGUAUCAAAUACUUCACUUGCAAGCCGAACUACGGUGUGUUUGUGCGGCCCAGUCAGGUGAAGACAAUCUCACUGGAGCCCCAGCCUGUACUUGCCGUCAUAACCCAGCCGGCUCCAUCUCUGCGGCCCGCCCUUGGCCACCACAGGACAGGUAGCACAGGCUUAGCCCGUGGCCCUUCUGUUCGCACAGUGCCUUCGUCGCCUGGCCGCACGGCUCCCUCCUCUCCUCGUGCAAGCAGUCCUGCGAAGCCUUCUACAAACGGGAGUUCAUUCACAUCGCCCCUACUGUCUCUGACGACAUCUCAGCGCACACAAGACGACCAGGAGGUACAGGAGCUCCGUGCCAAAAUACGUGUACUUGAAGCAAAGCGUGCGGAUGAUGCUCGUCAUGUCCGAGAGCUUGAGACGCGUCUUUCCGAAGCGGAAUCAUUUGUUGCGCUGCGUCCGAAGCUCCAGGCGAAGCUAAGCUCACAGCAGACAGAGCUGAUCACUACCCGACGUGAGCUAGCUGACGCGCAGCAGCUUGCUCAGAUGGCCGAAAGCCGUAUUGUCGAUGCGCAGGAACAGCUUGAGAUGGCCAUGUUAGACAAAGAAAUGGCCGAAGAACGCGCGGAAAUGGCGGAAGCGGAGCUGGAAGAAGUCAAGGAGAAUUUGGCCAUCGUUGAAGUUGAGCUACAAGUACUCAAGGAAGGAGGAGCCGAAGAAGUCACUGAAACCCCGGUAAAGCAGUCGUUGGCUUACAUCCAACUUGAGAAACAGAACGAACGGCUGAAGGAGGCACUCAUUCGUCUACGUGACAUCUCGCAAGAGACGGAGCAAGAGCAAAGAAGGCGUAUUGCUGAGAUGGAGAAAGAUGUGACCAACCUCGAUGAGCUCCAGGCUCAAUAUGAGGAGGCACUCUACAAGCUGACCAAUGCUGAAAUACAAGUCGAAGAACUGAAGGCGCAGCUCGACGAUGCACUGGGUGCCGAAGAGAUGCUCGUCCAAUUGACAGAGCGUAAUCUGAUGCUUGGCGAGAAAAUCGAGGAGAUGCGGAUCACAAUUGAAGACCUCGAGGCUUUGAAGGAACUCAACGACGAGCUUGAAGAGAAUCAUAUGGAGACAGAGAAGACAAUGCAGGAAGAUCUUGAUGCGAGGGAUGCUCAAAUCCGUGAACAGGCUUCUAAGAUCAAUGCGCUCGAAGAGGCGUGUCAAGAUCUCGAGAGCACCAUUAUGCAGUUCAGGGAGCUCGUUCUGCAGCUGCAAACCGAACUCGACUCGCUUCGCGCGGAAACCCAGACGGCACAACAUGAGUCGGCGACCGCUGCUUCCCAGACCGCUGCCAUGAUGUCUCUGAACCUGAAGCUCCAGUCUUCUGCGUCCAAGAACCAGGCUCGGUAUAUCGAUCUUGAGGUCAAAAAGAUUGAGGCAAGGGAAGCUCGUGAACUGCUCAACAUCAUCCAGCCAUAUUUGCCUCAAGUCUACGUCGAGUCGGACAUGGAUGCUACGAACUGCUAUUUAUUAUUCCAACGUCUGGCGCUCAAAGUCGAUCUCGUCAAUACCGUCGUUGCUCAGACGCACAACCUACCGGAUUCUCUCAGUGGUCCAGUCUCAGACGUGAUGGUUGGAGUUUGCGAGAUGAGAGGUCGCUUGUCCAGUCUGUCUACGACGUGUAGACGCUUUGCUGCUAUUCUCCGCAAAUGCGAUGUAGAAUCGUUCCUUAAUAUCGGUCGUAUCUACCCGGAGAUCGCUCCCAUGGAGAAGCGUAUUGAUAUGCAUAUUGAUCUAUUACGGCGCGAGGAAUUCCGUGAGCUGGAGUGUGUCAAUGAUGCCUUGAAGAUGCAGUCGCAGUUCGACCAUCUUGCCGAGACGUACUUCAACGAGUACGAGUUCGAUCUAGGGGAGCGUGAGCUCGGACUUGCGUUGGCAAUCGACCAUGAUCUCGAUACGUUUGCUGCGUCGAUCGGACUCAUCAAGACUGCUGUUUCUGCGAUCAUGAAGGAUGAGGAUGUCGACUUGGAAACGGGAGAUGUAGACACUGAAGCAGAGUUCUUUGCUCCGCUUCAACGUCUCCUAGAUCAAUGCCGAAGCGCCAAGGUUCUCCGCAGGAAACUCACGAAACGCCUUGAUGAUCUCACGCAGGAUUCCGCUGCGCUGAAGGUGCAUUUGGUUCCCCAGCUUCAAGCCCUCAACAACAUAGUGCCAGAACUGUUGAACUUCGGUAUUUCGCUUGCGGGACGGAACGUUAUGCCCUACCUCAACGAUGUACGGAGCGCCAAAGCUCCGUUCAAGCUGUCAACCGUACUGUCCUACGUGAAGGAGACCGCUGCGUCCACUGUCGGGAAGGACCGUAAAGAUGAUAUCGCCUCAUGGGAAAGUGUUUCAGAGUUCUUCAACCAAGUGAUGAAGGACGCAGGUGCACUCCUUCCUCUAGUCUUGGAAACCGAGAACAUUGUGAAGAUCUCCGGGACAGCUCCUUGGGUGCUUCGCAUCGAGGACAUCAAGGCUGCCACCGCCAUCAAUGUGGAGGCCGAGCGGAAAGUCGCUCAACUGAACGAUGAGAUGCAGGCUCUCGUACGGACGCUCAAGUCGAAGGACCAGCACAUCCAGGAAUCGUCUGUGAAGAUUGAGCUCAUGGAUCGCCGCAUGGAGGCAGUCAAGAAGCAGGCUGACACCAUCAUCGACCUCGAGAAUGAGCUCAACAAAGCACGUAAGCAGGAGCGGGCGUAUGAGGAAGCGAUGGAGCAGCUGCAAGCAGAUCUCGAUUCUCUGGAACAAGACAAUGCCAAGCUGAAGACAAUGGCUAACAACGCUGAGCGACAACCAUCCGCAGCACAACCUGUCGAGCCUGAAAGCGUGCCCAUCGAGGGUAGUUUGGAGACAUCGUAUCUACUGGAACAGAUCGACGCCCUCCGUGGUACAGUGCGCUUCCUCCGUACCGAGAACUCAUACCUCAGAGGCCAAGAUCUCCUCAAAGAGAUCGAAUCCUUGCCGCCACUCCCUGCGCCCAUCACCCGCGAACCCACGCCGGAGCUCGUGUCCUCCAGCCUCUCCGACUCUGACUCUGACUCGGAUGACCUAUCCUCACCGCCGACGUUGCGGACCCUCUCGGCAGAGUCCAAGUUGCUCUACCGCGAGGUGAUCAAGUACACGUGCUCGCCACGCGUCGUCGACCUGUCGGCCGUGCGCGCGAGACGCGCGGAGGACGGGGAGAAGGGCGUGCGGCCGUGGAUACCCAAGAAGAAGACACCCGCGUACCACGUAUGGGAGCGCAAGAUGCAGGGCGAGCGCCUCGGGAAGAAGCUGCAUGGGCUGCUUGAACGGACUAGUGCUCUGGCCGCCUCACGGUGA